Pyrus x bretschneideri (Chinese white pear) is the source of this 2494-nucleotide messenger RNA. Its product is annotated as subtilisin-like protease SBT2.4. Lineage: Eukaryota; Viridiplantae; Streptophyta; Magnoliopsida; Rosales; Rosaceae. Gene Ontology annotation, molecular function: serine-type endopeptidase activity. The transcript is spliced from 8 exons. Bases 1 to 2478 code for a protein of 825 amino acids. The record is from RefSeq and is a predicted model, not a curated record. Gene Ontology annotation, biological process: proteolysis.
AUGGCAGGAAGGGCCAGUGUAUUGCCUCCAAUAUUUUUCCUGGCGAUUAUUGUUUCUGUCGGGUUCGUUACUUUUGCGGAAGAGCGAGCCUUGUACAUGGUUUUGAUGGAAGGAGACCCGGUCGCAUUCCAUGGAGGUUCUCGAAUAUCAUCUCGUGAAGACAGAAGGCGUCUUGAUCCAAACAGUGAAGUUUUCAAGGCCCAUGCAAAGCGUUUGGUGGAUUCUCAUGACCAACUUCUACAGAGUGCUUUAGAGACUGGAAGCUACAGCAAGCUUUACAGCUUUAAACAUAUUGUAAAUGGCUUUGCUGUCCAUACCACCCCUUCCCAGGCUGAGAAGCUCAAAGCCGCUGCAGGAGUGAAGUUAGUUGAGAGAGACAGAGGAGCAAAGUUGAUGACAACGUACACUCCUGAAUUCCUUGGACUACCCCAAGGAGCAUGGACACACGAUGGAGGAGAUGAUCGUAGCGCCGGCGAGGGAAUCGUGAUUGGUUUUGUGGAUUCAGGCAUCAACCCCACACACCCCAGUUUUGCUUAUGAUCCCCUGCACCCUUUCACCGGAAAUAUCUCUCAUUUUUUGGGAUCUUGCGAAACGGGUCCUCGAUUCCCUGCAAGUUCAUGCAAUGAGAAGAUAGUCUUGGCAAAGUUCUUCUCAGCUGGGGCUGAAGCUGCUGCCACUCUUAACUCUACAGUGGAUUUUCUUUCACCCUUUGAUGCAGUUGGUCAUGGAAGUCACGUGGCAUCAACCGCUGCGGGUAAUGCUGGAGUUCCAGUGGUUGUGAAUGGUUACUACUAUGGAGAAGCAAGUGGGAUGGCACCACGGGCGCGAAUUGCGAUGUAUAAAGCUGUGUAUCCUACAGUGGGAACUUUAACUGAUGUGGUUUCAGCGAUCGAUCAAGCAAUUCUGGAUGGAGUGGACAUCCUAACACUCUCCGUAGGGCCAGAUGAACCGCCCGAAGACACGGUUACCUUCUUAAGCGCGUACGAUAUUGCCAUGUUAUCUGCUCGAAGAGCAGGGGUAUUCGUGGUGCAAGCAACAGGUAAUCAAGGGCCAGGUAUUUCGAGCGUAGUGUCUUACAGCCCUUGGGCUGUAGGUGUCGCUUCAUCUGGCACAGAUAGAACUUAUCCGGGUUCUAUUCUUCUCGGAAACGGCACAAAAAUCGAAGGUGUGGGAUUAUCAGGACCGACUUUUGGAUAUGGUUUACUUCUGCAUAAGUUGGUUUUGGCAAAGGAUGCAGUGAAGGCAGAUGGGACUUUCCCAAGGACUCCGCCUUAUGUCGAAGAGUGCCAAUAUCCAGAAGCAUUGGAUCACAAUGUAGUACUAGGUAGCAUCGUCAUCUGCACCUUCUCGGAUGGAUUCUACAACGGAACAUCCACCCUCACCGCCAUCAUCAACACUGCAAAAGGUCUAGGGUUUAUGGGUUUUAUGCUUGUUGCAAGUCCGGUCUACGGUGAUUUCAUUGCAGAACCUAUUCCUUUUGUUGUUCCCGGCAUUUUGGUCCCUAAUUUAACCAAUUCUCAGGUUAUAUUACAAUAUUAUGAACGAGAAACACACAAGGAGGAGAAAGGAUUUGCUACUCGAUUCGCAGCAAAAGCAGCUAUCGGAGAAGGAAGAGUUGCUUCUUUCAUGGGACAAGCGCCCGUUGUAAGCAGAUUCUCUUCGAGGGGACCAGAUUUUGUAAACACUUCCAGGACUCCUUGUGAUGUAUUAAAGCCGGAUAUUCUUGCCCCAGGGCACCAAAUUUGGGCAGCUUGGAGUCCCGUUAGCGCCUCAGAACCCGCUUUAACAGGGUACAGUUUUGCAUUACAAUCUGGUACAAGCAUGGCAACACCUCAUGUGGCGGGAAUAGCAGCACUCGUCAAGCAGUACAAUCCUUCAUGGACUCCAUCCAUGAUUGCGUCCGCGAUUUCCACCACUGCCACAAAGUACGACAAAAAUGGGGAACUUAUCAUGGCGGAAGGAUCUGGCAUAGGCAGUACAUAUCCUUCCAGCCAUUUUGAUUUCGGAGCUGGACUAGUCAGUCCAAGUCGAGCCCUGGAUCCAGGCCUAGUCUUACCUACCGGAUAUGAAGAUUAUAUCAGCUUCUUGUGCUCAUUGCCUGAAAUCAGUCCAGCUGCAGUUAGAAAUGCAACUGGUGAACCGUGCAAUAACACGCUUGACCAUCCGGCCAAUUUGAACCUGCCUUCGAUAACAAUAUCGGCAUUGAGGGGGUCUCAAAUCGUCCGACGGAUUUUCAAUAACGUGGGGAGCAAGCCAGAGACUUAUGUUUGCUCUGCGGUGUCACCUAAUGGGACAAUAGUAGAUCUGUGUCCAACUUGGUUUAGGAUUGCUCCUGAAGGCAUCCAAGAACUGCAUAUACAAGUUAAAGUGACGCAAGCGAUGGAUGAUUUUACAUUUGGUGAAAUUGUUCUUACUGGAAGUUUAAAUCAUAUUGUCAGGAUACCCUUAUCGGUAUUUCCCGUUUCGAUAUCGAACUGAUGAGAAGUUUUAGCUU